This is a messenger RNA of Exophiala oligosperma, 2202 nucleotides long. RefSeq lists its product as uncharacterized. Gene Ontology annotation, biological process: protein N-linked glycosylation. The record is from RefSeq and is a predicted model, not a curated record. NCBI's taxonomy places the organism in Eukaryota, Fungi, Ascomycota, Eurotiomycetes, Chaetothyriales, Herpotrichiellaceae. Gene Ontology annotation, cellular component: endoplasmic reticulum membrane. The coding region runs from base 1 to 1842 and encodes 613 amino acids. Gene Ontology annotation, molecular function: alpha-1,6-mannosyltransferase activity. The transcript is spliced from 3 exons.
AUGGCUGGAAUUGAAUCCCGGCACAUCGGAUGCCUGGUCAUCGUAGUGCUGAUACAGAUUCACCUGUACGUGUCGCCCUUUACCAAGGUCGAAGAAUCGUUCAACAUACAAGCCACACACGACAUAUUGAAAUAUGGAAUCCCGACACAAAACGUCCAUCUCAGAUUGAAAGCCCAAUACGAUCAUAUGACAUUUUCUGGUGCUGUUCCAAGGACGUUCAUCGGUCCUCUCAUCCUCGCGGCGAUCGCGAAACCCUUUGUCUGGUAUGGUCAACUCAAUGGACCACAACAGCAAAUGCUCGUGCGAGCUGUCCUAGGACUGUUCAACGGUGCCUCGCUCAUCGGCUACGCGUCGGCAGUGAGGCGUGCGUACGGCUCAUCGGCGAGUACGUGGUACACCUUUUUUCAGGGAGCUCAGUUUCACGUCCUCUACUACUCUUCGAGGACACUACCCAACAUGUUUGCUUUUGGGAUCACCACGAUCGGUCUACGAUUCCUCCUACCGGACCCGACAUCACCACAAUUCAGAGUCCGAAGAACAAGACUGGGCCUGUACCUCCUCACGCUCGCGACCGUCGUGUUCCGCUCAGAGAUCGCCUUGCUGCUGGCAUCUCACUGCCUCUAUCUCGUCCUCAGGUCGGGGUCCAUUUCCAACGCCGCCUCCCUAAUUCGCGUGGUAUUCAUCCCGGCCGUGUUCUCCGCGACCGUCGCCGGUCUCGUGCUCACGGUCGGCAUCGACACCUUCUUCUGGCAAUCCCGCACGCUCCUGUGGCCUGAACUGGCCGCCUUCCUGUCCAACGUGUUCCCUUCCAGCGACGGCCUCGGCGCCUCGGCGUGGGGCACGUCCCCGUGGCACUGGUACUUGACGUCGGCGAUCCCACGACUGGUCCUCAACCCCUUUCUCCUCGUCCUCCCGGUCUGGGGCCUCACGAGGUCCAUACGCCCUCAACUCCUUGACCUCCUCGUCCCCUCGCUGAGCUACGUUUCGCUCUAUUCGAUCCUUCCACACAAAGAAACUCGCUUCCUUUUCCCCGUGGUCCCACCCAUCACGGCCUCGGUGGCCCUGUGCGCGUCGUACAUCAGCACCCGCCGCCACCGGCACCGUCUGUACAAACUCACGACGUGCGCCCUCCUUUUGUCCGGCGGACUCACAGCCGCGAUAUCGACGGGCGUCCUCCUGCCCCUCUCGUCGCUGACGUAUCCGGGCGGCACGGCGCUGACGUCCCUGCACGCGAUCUCGCUCAACUACGGGCCCCGGCCGCGGAUCCGGGUCCACCUGGGCAACCUCGCGCUCCAGACGGGGGUGACGCAUUUUCUGGACGAGCCGGCCUCGACGCUGCACGAUCGGCCCGUCUUCACGCUCCCCGGGUCGGCGGACGGGCGCAUACCGACGAUCCGCUCCGCGCGGCCCACGCAGUGGAUCUACGACAAGUCCGACAACGAGACCGACCUGCUCACGCCGGCGUUCUGGGCCCAGUUCGACUACGUCGUCGUCGAGGACCCCGCGCGCGCCAUCGGGGCCUGGGACGUCGUCGACAAGAUCCCCGGCCUGGGGAGGCCGCGCGUCGUCGGGCCCGACGUCGGCCGUGGACUGUUGGUCCUCGGCCCCAAAGGCGCCAGGAGGCAAGAGGACGGCUUGUCGAGGAUCGCGGACGAAAUCUACGGCGGGACAAUGGCCAAGUGGGUCUACGGAGUCGCCCACGACGUGCUCAGAGAGGGGUACGGACUCGACGUGCUGCUGAACACCUCAAACUGGAGCUGGACAAAGGGAUGGUGGAUCCACUGGGGCCUAGAGACAAAGUUGUAUAUUUUGAAAAGCGGCGAGAGUGGGAUAUUGCCUUGAACCUGCCUGGCCGGACAUGACUGACCAUCCUACGCUGGGACGGGUACUAUGAUUCGAAUCCCCAAUGAUGGUCACUUUUGCAACCGACUCAUUCUACCCUCGAUGCCCGAAACCAUAUCCCCGACCACCUUGACGUUUCCUUUCAUGGUAUCUUCAAGCUCGGCCAUGCGCGUUUCGACAUCCUCGACGGCUUGUCUCCACUGACCAAUCUCCUCCCUGGUCUCGGCCUGUCUCUUCUCUACGGCGUCGAGGUUGUUCUUGGCUUCGGCCGCGCCCGCGUGGACGAUGCUGAGCGCCCUCAGCCGCUCCAACACCACGGGGAGCAAUGGCUGCAGAUUUUGAAUGGACGGGAGAAGUUGG